AUGUCCGACAGAUCGGCAGCGGAUGAUUUUUUCGGUAUCGAAUACAUGUCAUCGCAGUCGCCGAAACCUGAAAUAAAAGAGGAACAAGCAGUUAAAGACCACGCAAAACCGAAGAAGUCUUUUCGUCUCAGGACGGAUGUCACUGAUCUGGGAAAGGACGUUAGUCAACUUUCUGGUACAGAAUUUCUGGAUCGGGCGUUUUUCCCUCAACUUGAACUUGAUCCUGAUUCAUCAGAAAGGGAUGACAGUAAACUGUCCAAGGACUUCAUCGAAGAGCAGUUCUUCAGACGGAUGGGAUCACCUGAUGGCCGCAUGAGUGGAGCGCCUGUAGAAUCAGAAGAGUCGACUCCUCAAAUGGUUGAACUCGACCAAAAUAAGGAAAGUCGCCGUCGAUCCCAUGUCAAUAGUUCUCAAAGGCGACGAAAGAAUGUUUCCCCUGAAAAGAGCCUCCGACAGAAGGACAGCUCUGCUCAAGAUGAAAAUGAUGAGUUCGAUGGGAGCUCUGAUGGAACAAUUGAGGAGUCUGGGUUGCAAAAAAUACGAGCUGAUAUUAUUCCCUUGUGGCGUAUGACUCAAGAGGAGUUGUUGGAUCUUAUGUCAGAAAGGAUUCUGUAUAAAGAUGAGAAUAUCCUUGCACUUGACAAACCAUAUGGUAUGGCUUAUUCCGGCUCAUCUCCGACUGCCCCUCACAAUGCUAUGCUGCAGUCGACCUUGAAGGAAGAUUUCGAAAAAGGCUUGGUAGAACAAAUAAGCAGGUGUAUCGUACGAGGCGAACUGGAUGAUUCUCCCGUCAAAAUCAAUAUUCCCUUAUUAAAGACCGUGAAGGAUAGGGACAUGAAACUUGUACCUUUGGUGUCGAACAAAGCGAAAGGCGAGAUAUUCUACGUAGAAUCGGAAUGCCGCACUGUUCGUGGAAAAUCAAUAUGUUUCAAGUGUGGAAAAAUCCCUCAUCAGAUUCGUGCUCACCUUGCGCUAGCUGGUUGCCCAUUAAUUGGUGAUGCAAAAUACAGCGGUUCUUCUCCUCGAACUCCACGCUUGUCCCAUCAUGUUCUGGAUUCGCUCAAUGUGACAGAUUCACAGUCUCGCAAAAUCCCCAUGUAUCUUCAUUCCAAAGAGGUUACUCUACCAGCCGUGUCGCGAUCAAAUGCUCCAAUUCGAAUACAUGCUCCCUUACCGGCACAUUUCAAAUGGAUGCUAAGAAAACUGAAGUUAGUAAAACGGUAG
Messenger RNA from Ostertagia ostertagi, 1224 nucleotides. The record is from the annotation of a GenBank genome assembly. Lineage: Eukaryota; Metazoa; Nematoda; Chromadorea; Rhabditida; Trichostrongylidae.